Esox lucius (northern pike) is the source of this 2211-nucleotide messenger RNA. It is a transcript of the gene esco2, whose product is annotated as establishment of sister chromatid cohesion N-acetyltransferase 2. Gene Ontology annotation, biological process: mitotic sister chromatid cohesion. The coding region runs from base 112 to 2004 and encodes 630 amino acids. NCBI's taxonomy places the organism in Eukaryota, Metazoa, Chordata, Actinopteri, Esociformes, Esocidae. The record is from RefSeq and is a predicted model, not a curated record. Gene Ontology annotation, cellular component: chromatin; nucleus. Gene Ontology annotation, molecular function: protein-lysine-acetyltransferase activity. The transcript is spliced from 11 exons.
GCGCUGUUCGAAAAUAGUCAACUAAAGAAACGCGCGGAAUCAGGACGUUGUUGUUAUUGUGGCGCGCUGAUAAGACAGUAACUUUCUGGUAACGUCGGAUUUGUUACUAACAUGAUGCCCAAUACUAAGAAAAGGAAGCACUCUUUAGUUGAUUCUGAUGGUCACUCAGCCAAAAGGCCUGUCACGGAUGGAGUUUCCCCCCUGAGAAGAAAGUCACCUCGGACGCCCCAGACUCCACUAAAGAUGUCAUCCAGAAACCGGGAGAAGGAGAACUGCCCCUCUCCUUUAAAGGCAGUGUCUCCCUUCAAUCCUACUGUGGUUACCGGAUCCUUCUAUGCAAAACGUAAACCGCUGUAUCUAACACCCGUGGAGAGGAAGAUGCUGAAUGAGACCAAAUCACCUCCAAGACAAACCGCUGUAGAUCCGUAUGGAAUGCCAAAGGCUGCUGAGAAGAAACAGCUGAUGAUAAAAAGUACAAUGGCCAAGAAAAUGGUUAAUAUACACAGAAGGAAGACUGAGAUAAAGGGCAAAGCCAACUCAAAAACAAGCCUUAUCAAUUCCUCAAAGCCUAAUGUUCCAACCAGCACAAACCAAGCAGAGGUGAAAAAAGGUGUCACCUUGACCUUUUGUGGUUUAAAACCUAAGCCCAAGCCUAAAAUCUUUGUUGGGGCUGCCUUUUUCAGCACUGGUAAAAAAACAGCCACCAUGUACAAAAAGCCCAACCCAAAAUCUAUGAAGCGAGCUUUCUGUUUGUCCAAGACAAAAGCCUUGGAUUCUACAUCAGAGGAAAAGCAAGACCAAGGGAAAAAAUGCACCUCUACACUGAAAUUUUCGGUGCUGGAUAAGAAACGGCAAGAAGAGCCCAAAUCACCACCCAAUGUUCCUGCUGUGCCAAGAAAUCUGGAGUCACCCAUGGCCUUGUUGCCCAGAGCCAUAUCAGAGAAGUACAAAAUCAAGGAAUUAAGGAUUAUGUUGAACAGAUCUCUGUCUCCAACAUGUCCAGCAUCCCCAGAAUUAAAAACUCCGGAAGACUUUACCGGAGAUGUAGGUUCUGCUGACAUGCUUGAUCUAUGUGAUAUUAGCUCAUUGAACAGUGCCCGAGGACCACUUAAAGAAUCUCCAGCUGAUGCUGUAGAAUCCUCAGAUGUGUAUCCAAUAUUUGGAUCUGCUUCUAAAAGGCCCCUCAGGAAAGCAUCUCUGGUGACCUGCAGCACACCCUCUGCCCAUGCUCACCACCUUCCCUCUGUUGCCAAGGAGAGAAGUGCCAGGAAGAAGAGGGAGACUAAUAAACAAGCUGAAGCUGACAACCAACUCAUCAUUGAUGCAGGCCAGAAGCAGUUUGGUGCCACCACAUGUGGUUCCUGUGGCAUGAUCUACAGUGCAGACAGCCUGGAAGACAACCUCCAGCACACCCAGUUUCACCAGCGCUUUCUGGACAGUAUUAAGUUUGUGGGCUGGAAGAAAGAGAGGGUUGUAGCAGAGUUCUGGGAUGGGAAAAUCAUUCUGGUUCUACCUGAUGAUCCAAAAUAUGCUGUCAAAAAGGCUGAAGAUGUGAGGCGACUUGCUGAUAAUGAGUUGGGCUUCCAACAAUUGUCCCUCAGUUGCCCAAGCCAAGCUAAAACCUACCUGUUUGUGAACAGUGACAGGAUGGUGGUUGGGUGCCUCAUUGCAGAGCACAUACGACAGGGAUUCAGAGUGCUAGAGCAGAAAGAGCUGACAAAGGAUAUGACCAAGGAGGACUUCAUGGAGCACCACAGAGCCUGGUGCUGCUCUACUACCCCCGAGAAGGCCAUCUGUGGGGUCAGCCGAAUCUGGGUGUUCAGCUUGGCUCGGAGGAAGGGCAUUGCCACACGCAUGCUGGACACGGUUAGAAAUUCCUUUAUAUAUGGGAGCCACCUGACUAAGGAGGAGAUCGCGUUCUCGGACCCUACCCCAGACGGCAAACUGUUUGCCACAAAGUACUGCGAGACACCUGCAUUUAUGGUUUACAAUUUCAUUGGUUAAAUUGAAGGACAAGUUGGGACACGUUUAAAUGAUGUUAUACUUUGAGAAAGUUCUGAUCAAUAUUGCCAGCGUUUGAGAUGUUUAAAUCAAAGGAAAAUGUACUCCUGUUGUAGGAUGUUUUGUUGAAUGGCUGUUCCAGCUAGAAAAAUAUUACACUAUCAAGUGUUAUGUUGAUCUCUUUAAGCUUGUAUAUAUUUCCAAUAAACA